UGGGGGGGGGUCGUGUCAAUAUGUCCCGCCCCCACAAUACAAGCACAACCUCUAAUGAAGAGGCAGCAGAAAACCUCCAUUUAUUCACUGGAUCAAGACCUGCUGAGAAUUAUUUUUUAUUCUUUUCAAGUCUGCUAGGAGUGGAUCUCUGGCCGUAGCCAUGGUUCUGUGCGGUGAGGGCGACUGCAGUGUUUGCCUGCUGGCCUUCUCGCGGGCGGAGCGGGUCCCGCGGCUGCUCCACUGCAGACACACCUUCUGCCAGCCCUGCCUGGAGACCCUCAUGACGCGGGCCAGGAACGGCCUGCUCACCGUAGGCUGCCCCCUGUGUCGCCGCGUCACCUGCAUCCGGCCGGGCCUCAGCCUGCAGGAGGCGCUGUGGGUCAACAGCGGCCUCUGGGAGCAGAUACCCGAGGACGACAACGUGCUGAAAGACGAAGCCAACAACCACAAGACGGAAGCCUCGUUCCAAGGAGCAUGCCAAGCAGAAUGCAUUCCCCGCCGGAAGCGUGUGAAGUUUGGCAUCUUCUUCUGGAGGAAGCUGAGGCUGACCAGGCGCUCUCCUGAGAGGAUGGUGGCCAGCAGCAACGUGGAAAUGAAGUCCUGGCGCAGACUUUCCAGUGAAGAUGAUGAAAAACACUCCAGUUUGGGAUGUGGAGGCCGUUGACAUGCCCCCCCACCCCCGUGUCCCGCUUAUUAUUUAUUCUAGGCUGAGUUCUCCCAGCUGCUGCUGUGGAUUUGCUUCAGAGAGCAGAUGGUCUCACUCUUCAACACAAAAUAAUAAAAACUACUUUUUUAUUUAUGACAACCACAGUAGUGUGUACUUCAUUUGUGUACGUUAGAGGACAGCAGCGUUUGUGGUGGGCUCCUUCAUCACACCACAACAAGGUUAC
Dunckerocampus dactyliophorus (ringed pipefish) is the source of this 890-nucleotide messenger RNA. RefSeq lists its product as uncharacterized. NCBI's taxonomy places the organism in Eukaryota, Metazoa, Chordata, Actinopteri, Syngnathiformes, Syngnathidae. Gene Ontology annotation, biological process: protein ubiquitination. Gene Ontology annotation, molecular function: ubiquitin protein ligase activity. The record is from RefSeq and is a predicted model, not a curated record. The coding region runs from base 161 to 664 and encodes 167 amino acids. The transcript has 4 exons.